This is a messenger RNA of Cucurbita moschata (crookneck pumpkin), 1046 nucleotides long. RefSeq names its product protein N-lysine methyltransferase METTL21A-like. The record is from RefSeq and is a predicted model, not a curated record. Lineage: Eukaryota; Viridiplantae; Streptophyta; Magnoliopsida; Cucurbitales; Cucurbitaceae.
CGAAUUCUUCAAGACGGAUGCAAAAAUAUUGGGGGAAGACGCGCAAACAAGAGCUUCAGUAUCAUGUCUUCGGAAAUCGACGGCGGCGACGGCGACGGCGACGACAUAAGCCCCGUCACUGUGAUCCUUCCUGAGGAGGAAGCUGAUAUAACCAAAUUGUCUGUUAUACAUGACGAUUUAACAUCUGAAUUGCAGCGCCAAUUCAUCCGUUCAAUCAACUCAUCACUAUCGAUCAGGCAGCUACGUUCCCAAGGUCUCUCGUUCCAGCUCUGGCCGGCGGCGACCACCCUCGUCAACCUUCUCGACAAGCAACGCUCUCAUCCUGAAACCAACCCUCUUACUCCCACUCUCACUGCCUUGCGCAACAGUUCAGAAUGUCGAACUCUGAAUAUUCUCGAAAUCGGCUCCGGAACCGGUUUAGUCGGAAUCGCCGCAGCCGCUACACUCGGAGCAAAAGUGACAGUAACCGAUCUCUCGCAUGUGAUUUCCAACCUUCAAUUCAACGUCGAAGCUAACGCCGACGUAGUGGCUGCGAACGGCGGCUGCGUAAGGGCGGCGUCGCUGCAUUGGGGAGAACCCAUUGACGCCGAGCUGAUUGGGCAAGAAUUUGAUCUCAUCCUGGCUUCCGAUGUUGUAUACCAUGACCAUUUGUACGACCCUCUAAUCCAAACGUUGAGGAGCUUUCUCUUAGACGGAGGAAACCCCAAAAUGGUGUUGCUGAUGGCUCAUUUACGGCGGUGGAAGAAGGACUCCGCCUUCUUGAAGAAAGCCAGAAAGUUUUUUGAAGUCGAUGUUCUGCAUACAGAUCCUCCGGCGCCGGGAUCAAGAAUUGGAGUUGUUGUAUACCGUUUUGCAGCGAAGCAAAGUAAGAAACCGGCCAUUGUUUCAGCAAAGAGAGGUUGAAUAUCGAUCUUUAAAUCCAUCAUCGUUUACUGUAUCGUGAAUCCUUUUAUUUGCCUUCUUCUAGCUCUCUUACAGAAAUUAACAUUCGUAAAAGAGACAGUUCAAUUUUGUUCUGUUAAUCAAAUUGGAACUAUGAACUUCUC